AUGUCUGAAGCUCCCAACCAGCCCCAAGAAUGGACGCGUUCUGUCACCAAUGACAAAGGCGAAAAAUCGCACUUUGUACUCUCCACGGACCGCUCCCUCCUCUCAAUCCCCGCCAUCAUUGCAGCAUUCAAUGAAGACUAUGUGUACUGGGCGCGCUCCGUCCCAGAGGCCGCAAUGCAACAAAUGCUUGAAAAUUCGAUCUGUUUUGGGCUGUACAAAUCCACAACAGGUCCCGACUCGAACGAACCCCGAACGCUAGAGCAGAUUGGCCUGUCGCGACUGAUCACGGACCGCGUCACCUUUGUCUAUCUCUGCGAUGUAUAUAUCCAGCCGGAAUACCAGGGCGCAGGCCUCGGCACUUGGAUGAUGGGCAUAAUACAAGAGGAACUGGAUAAGAUGACGCACCUGCGACGGCUGAUGUUGAUGACAAAGGGUGAUAGGACGAGGACUUACUACGAGCGGCUGUUUGGCGUGGAAGUGAUGGGAAAGGCCGGGCAGGCCUAUGUGAUGGGCAAGCUUGGGGCAGCGAACACCGUCUAG
Messenger RNA from Uncinocarpus reesii 1704, 540 nucleotides. RefSeq lists its product as uncharacterized. The transcript has a single exon. Gene Ontology annotation, molecular function: acyltransferase activity, transferring groups other than amino-acyl groups. The record is from RefSeq and is a predicted model, not a curated record. Bases 1 to 540 code for a protein of 179 amino acids. Lineage: Eukaryota; Fungi; Ascomycota; Eurotiomycetes; Onygenales; Onygenaceae.